Triticum dicoccoides is the source of this 1584-nucleotide messenger RNA. Its product is annotated as glucan endo-1,3-beta-glucosidase 11-like. The record is from RefSeq and is a predicted model, not a curated record. Gene Ontology annotation, molecular function: hydrolase activity, hydrolyzing O-glycosyl compounds. Lineage: Eukaryota; Viridiplantae; Streptophyta; Magnoliopsida; Poales; Poaceae. The transcript has 2 exons. Gene Ontology annotation, biological process: carbohydrate metabolic process. Bases 79 to 1314 code for a protein of 411 amino acids.
CCGCAAUCUCACUCACUCCAGCUCUACUGUAUCGUUUAUCCACGUCUCGCACGCAGCACACAUUGCCGUGACAAGACAAUGCCGCUCCUGCUCCUCCUGCUCGUGCUCCUUCUGCCGGCCGCUCCCGAGGCGACGCCGUCGGCGCUGCUGGGCAUCAACUACGGCCGGGUGGGGGACAACCUCCCGCCGACGACUUCGGCCCUACAGCUCCUCGCCGGCCUGGGCGUCGGCCGCGUCCGCCUCUACGACGCCGACCCGGCCACCCUCCGCUCCUUCGCCAACACGGGCGUGGAGCUCGUCGUCGGCGUCCCCGACGAGUGCCUCGCCGCCGUCUCCACCCCCUCCGGCGCCUCCUCCUGGGUCCGCUCCGUCAUCCAGCCGGCGCUCCCAGCCACCAAGAUCGCCGUCCUCACCGUCGGCAACGAGGUGCUCACGGGCGCCAACAGCUCCGCGCUCUCGCCGUCGCUGCUCCCGGCCAUGCAGUGCAUCCACGACGCGCUCGCGCAGCUCGGCCUCGACAGGCAGGUCGCGGUCACCACCGCGCACAACCUCGGCGUGCUCGCCACCUCCUACCCGCCCUCGUCGGCCUACUUCCGCAAGGACCUCCUCCCGGUCCUCUGCCCGAUCCUCGACUUCCACGCCCGCACCGGCUCGCCGUUCCUCGUCAACGCCUACCCCUACUUCGCCUACGCCGAGGACCCCGCCGGCGUGGAGCUCGAGUACGCGCUGCUCGAGCCCGGCCACGGCGGCGUCCCCGACCCGUCGUCCGGAUUGCGAUACCCCAACAUGCUGGUGGCCCAGGUGGACGCCGUGUACCACGCGAUCGCGGCGGCCAACCGCGCGGCGGCGCGCGCGGUGGAGGUGCGCGUGUCAGAGACCGGGUGGCCGUCGGCCGGCGACGGCAACGAGACCGGAGCGACGCCGCGGAACGCCGCGAGGUACAACGGCAACGUGAUGCGGCUGGUGGGCGAGGGCAAGGGCACGCCGCUGCGGCCGGACGGGGCGCUGCGCGUCUACAUGUUCGCGCUCUUCAACGAGAACAUGAAGCCCGGCCCCUCGUCGGAGCGCAACUACGGCCUCUUCAAGCCCGACGGCACGCCGGUGUACGAGCUCGCCUACCGCCUUCCCAAGGACAACGCCACCACCUCAUCUGGCGCCGGCGGCACCGGAAGCAUUACCGGCGGCGGGCCGCAGAGCAAUGGCUACUACAGCAUCUCAGCAUCAUCGGCAAAGGCAAACAUGGGUUGGUGGACAUGGACACAAGCAACCAUGGCAGCAUGUGAGGCUGUCCUGUUGAUGAUGAUAGCAUUCUGAUUCUGAGCAACUUCCAAGUGGUGUUUAGAUGGAAUGAUAUGUGUGGAUGGAAGGAAGGAAGGAAGCCUCUGGUGUCUGAAAUGGGGUCAGGGGAGUCCCUGGUUUCUUGACGCUCUGUCAUGGAGAAACUAUUUUGUCCUUCCGCUCCAAUCUUCCAUGUUAAUUCAGUUGAUGUGGUCCUGUAAUCGGUGGCAAGCUAAUGGGUUAGUCAGUGUCAUCAAACCAGGCACUUUUGUUUUUGUUUUAAUGGGUUAGUCCCUGGUUUAUUGA